CGUCACGCAUACACGUAGCUUGUUGGGUUGGAGAGUUCGCGGCGAUGGCGACGACGGCUUGGUGCUGGAAGGGGACGCAGUGAAGCUGGCCUCGGCUCGGAUAUGACCAGUGUCUAUUUGUUCGAGGUUGCUUUGCUGCUCAGUAAUUGCACGGGCUUCGGAUGACUCUUUGGCUUCUAACUUCUCAGCACUCAUUCGAUUGAUUUCCAUGUCUUACUUGUGAGGGUUUCCAUACAGGAUCACCAGGACUGCUUAUCGUCAUCGCUGAUUGUCUGAGAUUGAUCCAGACCACAGUUCCUUGUUGGGUGACCAACACACCUUCACAGGGACCAUGGAGGAGGAGGGGCAGCAGAGCCUGGAGUGUAUCCAGGCCAAUCAGAUUUUCCCCAAGAAGUCCCCUGUCUUGGAAGAGGAAAACAUGCAGGUGCCCUUUCCUGAGCUGCAUGGGGAGUUCACAGAGUAUGUGGGGAGAGCAGAGGAUGCCAUCAUUGCAAUGUCCAACUACCGCCUACACAUAAAAUUCAAAGAGUCUGUUGUCAACGUCCCUCUUCAGCUCAUUGAGAGUGUGGAGUGUCGGGAUAUGUUCCAGCUUCACGUCACCUGUAAGGACUGUAAAGUUGUCAGGUGUCAGUUCUCCACCUUUGAGCAGUGUCAGGAAUGGUUGAAGCGCCUGAAUGUGGCAGUGCGCCCUCCCUCUCGCUUGGAAGACCUCUUCUCUUUUGCCUUCCACGCCUGGUGCAUGGAGGUGUAUGCUGGUGAGAAGGAGCAACAUGGCGAGCUGUGCAGACCAGGUGAGCAUGUGACUUCAUGGUUCAAGAACGAAGUGGAGAGGAUGGGCUUUGACACUCAAAACGCCUGGAGGAUAUCUGACAUCAACAGCAAGUUCAGGCUUUGCCCCAGCUAUCCUCAGCAACUCCUAGUGCCAGCCUGGAUCACUGACAAGGAGCUGGAAAAUGUGGCUGCCUUCCGCUCCUGGAAAAGGUUUCCUGCUGUGGUUUAUAGGCACCUGAGCACAGGGGCUGUUAUCGCCCGCUGUGGCCAGCCAGAGGUCAGCUGGUGGGGGUGGAGAAAUGCUGAUGAUGAACACCUGGUCCAGUCCAUUGCCAAGGCCUGCGCUGUGGAUAGCAGCUCCCGCAAACACUUCUCCAACGGCAACUACACCAAUGGCUCUGACCUUCCUGAUACUGAUUUUGAAUCCUCCAUGACCAACAGCUCAGAGGUGGAGACAUUGGCUAUCCAGCCCCACAAGUUACUGAUUCUGGAUGCCAGGUCCUACGCUGCUGCUGUGGCUAACAGGGCCAAGGGAGGAGGUUGUGAAUGCCCAGAGUACUACCCCAACUGUGAGGUUGUGUUCAUGGGAAUGGCGAACAUCCACUCCAUCCGCAAGAGUUUCCAGUCUCUGCGUUUCCUCUGCACUCAAAUGCCUGAUCCAGCCAACUGGCUUUCUGCACUGGAGAGCACCAAGUGGCUUCAGCAUCUGUCCUUGUUGCUGAAGGCGGCUCUGUUGGUGGUCAACGCUGUGGACCGGGACCACAGGCCCGUUCUAGUGCACUGCUCUGACGGCUGGGACCGCACACCUCAGAUUGUUGCUUUAUCCAAGCUGCUGCUGGACCCUUACUAUCGCACUAUUGAGGGCUUCCAAGUUUUGGUGGAAACAGAAUGGCUUGACUUCGGCCAUAAGUUUGCUGACCGCUGUGGCCACGGGGAAAACUCAGAAGAUCUAAAUGAGCGUUGUCCUGUCUUCCUGCAGUGGCUGGACUGUGUUCACCAGCUGCAGAGGCAAUUCCCAUGCUCUUUUGAGUUUAAUGAGGCCUUCCUGGUAAAACUGGUGCAGCACACCUACUCCUGUCUGUUUGGCACCUUCCUAUGUAACAGUGGUAAGGAGAGAGAGGAUCGCCAUGUUCAGGAGAGGACCUGCUCAGUCUGGUCACUGCUCAGACCAGCCAACCGCACACUGAGGAACAUGUUGUACUCCUCCCACUCCGAGACCGUACUGCACCCAGUGUGUCAUGUGCGGAACCUGAUGCUGUGGACAGCGGUUUAUCUGCCCAGUUCCUCCCCUACAACUCCUUCCGAUGACUCCUGUGCCCCCUACCCUGUGCCCGGCGCCAAUCCGGAAGAUGCGCCCCUGGGCAGACGUACGAAGACUCGCUCUUUCGACAACUUGCCCAGUGCAUGUGAGCUGGGAAGCUCGCUGGCUCCCAACCGCCGCUCCAGUGACCCGAGCCUCAAUGAGAAGUGGCAGGACCACCGACGCUCACUGGAGCUCAACAUGGCAGUGGGUCCUGAGGGAGGGGGGAACCAGGAUCAGGAGGCGCGGCCUAAUGGAGUCGGGCCUUAUCCAGAUGAACCGGACUCUGAACUGGAUGACAGCCCGCAGUCCCAGGGUUCACAGGCUGGAGUCACACAGGAAGCUUCUAUGAACCCUGCAGGAGAGGAAGCAGAAGAGGCGGAGCUCUCUGUGGCGGUGGGUGUGGCCGAGGGUCAAAUGGAGAACAUUCUUCAGGAAGCCACGAAGGAAGAGGCAGGAGCCGAUGUUCAGAGAGAGGGAACUGCUACUUUCUCUCAUGUUGUCUCUACUGGUGGCACAGAGGUGGAGAUGGAAGCAAAAGUUGAAGAGGAGCAUCAGUUGGCAGAGGCUAAUAGGACCGAGAUCCAGAGAGAAAUAUUUACGAAUGGUCACAAUCCAGAAAAUGGUGUGAUAGAAAAUGAGGACGAUGGUGACUCACCCACUCUGCCCACACAGAAGGAAGAGGAACUGGAUCAACAGGCAGUUGAGGAGACUCAGACAUCAGAAGAUGUAGUGAAGCAGAAUGUAGAGAACUCUUCUGUACAAGAGGAGCUUGCACAUGGACCCAGUGAGUCCAGCUCAGGUGAGCCAGAGCAGUCUGCAGCCCAUAGAACUAUAACUAAUGGCUUUGUGGACAGGUCACCUGAAGAGCCAGGCAUGGAUGAGGAGAACUGUCCGGACUCUGAAUCUGACCAUGGUGUGUCUGAGCCGGUGGAGCAGGUGGAUAAGAGGGCCUCCCUGAUGGAGAGCUCCACAGAGACUUUAACUGAAGAAGCCUGCAGCAGGCUGGAGCUUCCAUCACAGCCGCCUGUUUGUCUGAACCGGCAGCCCUGCAGUGACAGCAGGAGCCAGGUGCCGUGCUCCAGAAAAGAGAAAGGGCUGGAUACAGGUGAACACAGCUUUAUCAGAACUUUAAAUGGGGCCUGCAAGCGACCCCCUGUCAGUGCCUUUCAGUGUCCAAGUGCUGACCUUAGCAGGGAUGGACUUUGUAAUGGUGAAAGCACAGAUGGGGAUCCCUGUGGAGGACCUCACUGGGCCAAAGGGAAUGGGGAGCGGGCCCCUCUGAGUCGACAGGUAUCCCUAGCAAGCUGCAACUCUCUGAUUCUCCACCCGCGGGGCAGCUGCUCUCAGCACCGGUGGUGCCACGCCCUGCAUGGCCGUGUAGCCAUCAGCCCGGAGCAGCCGUCCCGUAGCCAUUUGGAUGACGACGGACUGACCCUUCACACAGAUGCCAUCCAGCAAAGGCUGAGGCAGAUUGAGGCCGGACACCAGAUGGAGGUGGAGACUCUGAAGAAGCAGGUGCAGGAACUGUGGAGCCGCCUGGAGAAUCAACAGCAUGCCGGCUCUCACAGAAUCAAUGGAGACAUAGGAGACGAAGUGACCUCAAUGACAGACUCUGAGUUCAACCAAGACCCAAACUGUUUGUCGCGGUGCAGCACAGAGCUCUUUUCUGAGGCCAGCUGGGAGCAGGUGGACAAGCAGGACACUGAGGUCACCCGCUGGUACCCCGAUCAUUUGGCAGCCCAGUGUUACGGCUGUGAGAGCAGGUUCUGGCUCGCCACCAGGAAGCAUCACUGCAGUGGCAGGGAGCCUGUCCAGGAGGUCUGGAACUGUGGUAAUGUGUUCUGUGCCAGCUGUUGCGACCAGAAGAUCCCAGUGCCAAGCCAGCAGCUGUUCGAGCCCAGCCGUGUCUGUAAGACCUGCUACGGCAGUCUCCAGCUCAGCUCGGCCCCACUGGACAUGGAGCUGGAGAAACCCAUUGCAGCCAGCUCCAACUGAGGUUCAGAGUAGCGGGACGGAGGAGAGCCGGGCUGCGCCGCCAGCUGCUGACACAGGCGCACUGCUGAAGAGCACAGGAGCUACACAGAAUGUCCCAUGUACUUUGUGUGUGUGUGCUGCAGAUAUGGAAUUUAAUGUGUAUAUAUGGAAGGUGAUGUGUUGGUGAGAUGCUGAGCGCUCUGAACUGUGGGUGUGCACAGGAGUGGGUGGUGUGGAAGAGAGUGGCCACACUGAGGCUUUGCGGCAGUAAAGAACUGCACUCCCAGGACAGAGGAGUGAGAUUGGACAUCCUGGUGCCUUGGACCAGGCAGGCAGAGAAGGUCGUCUCACUGUGCUUGCUGAAGUCUCCUGGAAUACUUUAGUCUAUUGAAUCUUUUCUCUGCUCAUCAAGGUUCCUCAUCAGACCUCUCAGUACCAUCAUCUCCCAACUUGGAAGCUGUAAUAUCAGCAUUGACGAGGAAGCAGUCAUGAGACUGUCCCUCAGCAUUAGAGACAUCCAGAUACCAAGCUGAAGCUCACAAAUGCUGUCAAGGAAAACUUAAAGGGUCAGUUCAUGCAAAUAAUUUGGAAAUCAUUGUUCCUCGUUUACCUCUUGUGAUACCAGCUUAUGUAUCUACAUUUAUUUUUCUUAGGUUCCUGCCGCCACCAUAGUAAUGAGUUGCAUUAACUCUGCACUGUUUUCUCUACGCAUCAGUCUGCAAGUCAUGUUUUCAGUUAAUCAGUUGAUCUUUUUUUUUUGUUAAAUGCGGCCAUUAUACUACAACAGGCCAAGACCAAGAUAAAAUCACCUUCAAGUUCAGUAACAAUAAGAAUCAGAAUUUUUUUCACUGCUGAAGAGAAGAGAUGCAUUUUUGCUUGACUGAUUAUCAGUUAAUUUUCAAUUAUGUAAUAACUAAGCGUUAUUUGUGGCUCAGAGUACUAACAAAUAGCAUUUGAAGUGGUGCUACAGGGGUUUAGCAUUACACACACGGGAGAUUUUCAAAGAUAGAACUAACAGGAAAUCUCAAAAUCUAAGCGGUAGAGACUGCAGACUGCAGUACAGUUCAAAGUCCACAGAGUGCAGGAUUUUAUAUUUCCUAUGAAGCAACUCAGGACUGUAACUGCUUUCUUCCUGGUUGCCACCCACAUUGUUCAAACCUCUGCUUUCUGUUAUAGGUUUGUGGUCUUUAGACCUGAUGACUGGAACUUCAGUUUAUUCAGCUGUCCCCCCUAAAAUCUGCCACGUCCUUCCAGUAGAGAUCAGCUGCUGUUUUUUUUUCAGGUCAUUAGUAGUAAUCAAGGAGCUAGAUAAUCUAUAUUUGAAACCAGUACAUUUGCACCAAAACUGAAUAUCUUUGUGGCAAAAUUCAGAAUAACAUCUCCAAUGCAAAACUUCUUCACAUAUAACAUUGCUCUAUACUGGAGACGACAGAUAGAAUCGGCCUCAUCCGAACCAAAGUAGCACUUUUUCUAAUGUAUUCAUUUUGUCACAAAUUGGUUUAAUAAAUAAUGAUGCCCAUAAUCAGAAAAAUUCUGAAUAUCUGAUCGAAUAGUGAACCCUUACACAGUGUCAUUGUUACAGUGGGUUUUAGGUGAACUGACCCUUUAACAUACUGUGGGCUGAACCUCAACUGAGUAGAUUUGCAUGCUUUGUUUGGUUAUCAGCUUUUCAUGCAGAAGGACACAAACAUUUGCGUGCAUGUACAUAAACUUUAAACAGCUCUUUAAUAUAAAGUACAAAAUAGAGGUGGAAAAAAAAGAACCAUCGGUGGUGUCAGUUUUAAGUUUGAAUUCAGCUGAGAUUCAGCCCAGAUUGCAGGCAGGAGACACUGGACUCUUUGUCUACCUUUAUGUUAACAAAAAUGCCGUUGGGAUGUUUAAAAUGUCUUUUUUUUCUCCUCCAAAUACCCUGGUUGUUUGCAGUACUUAUCUCGACCACGGUGAGGAGAGUAAGUUAUGGUUUGCUUUUUAAAUGCCCUUGUAAAAAGUCUUACAGCAGGACCAGUUAGAGAAAAGGCUUUAGACUAUCCAACCCUUUAAGAGCUGGUGGCCACUCGGCUCUUCCACGCUGAUAGACUGUUAUUACUCGUCUGCUGGGAGUGGAAACUGAUGUGCUGUGGCGUUGUCAGUUUGUGUCAGUCGGCAGACUAGCUGCAGGUUUGUUGUGCCCGACGUGAACUGACUGACUGUGUAAUCUCACCUGUUAGCCAUACCUUCAUGCCCUUCACUCACAGCAGCAGCUCCCUUUUUAUUAUUUUUCACCCAGCAGGCACUGGGAGCUGGACACCUCGCUCACUCUGGUGGAAAUCAGAAGUGGAGGUGUGAAAUUCAAUCUGUGGUCAAGUUCUAAAAGCAAGUGUCAUUUAUUUUGAUUACAAAUAGUAUUGUUUCUGUACAUUUUUGAUUUCCACCUUGAUUGACUGAAACUGGAGGAGAGCAGCAGCAGCAGAAAAGGGCUUUUGGCCUUAAAGUCUGUAACUCCACAUGAAAUCUAUUAGAGACGCUUCACUGAGACGCCCACUCUGCCUCACACCAUUCAAUGACCUCCUUGCACACACACUAAUACAUUUUUUUUUUGUAAAAUAAAUAAAUAAAAUAAUAUAUUCAGAUACCUAUAUAGCAUUUAAGACAAAUGUAUAGAAUCCUUAAAUAGUGGCGCACUUAAUUAGUCACCAAAAACUUUUUUUUUUUUUUUUUUUUUUUAAAUUUCCUUGUUUUGUUAUGUUGUUGAUUGCAGAAAAACUCCUAGGUUUUGCAGCCUGUUGAAGAUGACAGGUGUUUUUUUUAAUUUAGAAGCAGGGCGUCCUGUUCUGAUGCUGCAGUGGUUUUCCCGUUUAAAUGCGAUCAUUACCUUGAUUUAUUUAUGAAGGUUUUGUUGAAUUGCUGUUUAAAAAAAAUCCAGACAAUUCAAUUGCCACAGGAUAAUCAGUGUUUCUGAGACAGGGGAGGAAAGGUGAUUCUGAACGGUGGCUGCGGUGACGCUCGUUAUUUCAUGAUAUUUUGUAUUAGCCAAUCGCAGGGGAAUGUGUGGAUGUUAUGAUUACCUGAAUAUGAAGAGGGGACAGGAUGAAAAGUCAGAGGUGUCAUCUAGCAUCAAAAUGAUAAAAAAAAAAAACUUAAUGUCUGUAGCUAAUGAGACGUCUAUGCACUGAGAGAACAGUGGUCCAAAACAAGCAGCCUGAACCCAAAUAAAAGCCCCCCUACACACAAACAUUACUCCAAACCCAUCUACAAACACUACCUCUACUUUGUACCCACACUUGCUCAUGCACCCCCCCCACACACACACACACACACACAUGUUUGUUUUUCUAUACCAGUGGGGACAUACCAUUGACUCCCAUUCAUAUCUAACUCCUAACCCUUACCCUAACCCUAACCUUAACCAUCACCAAAUCAAUGCCUAACCCUAAACAAACGUUUUUGCACUUUUACAUUUUUUAUUAACAACAAUAUGGCCAAGAAAACGGUGUUGCCACCCGUGGGGACCUCAUUUUAGGUCCCCACCGUAAGACAAGUCCCCACCUUUAUAGCAAAUAGUCAGGUCAAAGUCCCCACCGGUAUAGCAGAAACAAGUACACACACACACACUCUCACACUCACACUGAGCUUCUAGUUGCUGAGAGCUUUUCAGAUUUACAUUGUCGAGAAUGGCCUUUUAUUUUUAUUAUUGGAAAUCAGUUUUUCCGUUAAGGGUACCAUACAUGAGCGUAGACUUGCUUCAUAAUGAUCAUUUUUGUUGUUGAGACUGCCAAUCUUAUAAAUCCUCCUCCUCAUCCAGCUUGUCAUGACCGCAGCGAGCCCACUUGUGCCAGAUAGUCGCUGUGGUUUGUCACACAGGAUGACAAAAUUCAUACUAUCAGAGGAAAUGCAUCAGUUUGUGUGAUCUGUGAUCGACAACGUGAUACUAUUGAAUCAUGUUGGAGUUGUUUUGCUGAUUCUGACGCCUGCUGUUGGCUUUAAACAUAGUGGCAGAUUAUUGAAGUGUGCAGUGGAAUUGCUGUUUAAGGUGGUCAGAACAACAACAAGCUUGAAGUGUUUGUUUUUCUCACUGCCCUCCUGUAGAAUUGGUGUUGAUUUGAACAGCCCAACCUUCAGUCUUUCAAUUAGGGGAAAAAGGAGAAGCUGUUUGCUCCCUGAAUGGAUGAGAUUCUGUCACUUCUGUAAAUUUAUGAAUUUUUAAAAACACUUGAAGCAGUGAUGCUAUGGCAACAUGACUAAGGCAUUACCUUUCCAAACUUAUUUUUUCAUUUAUUUUACUGGCAUUAACUGAGCAGCAAAUGUAAAUUUAGUUCUGGCUAUAAUCCAAAUCUGUUGUCUCAACAUGCAGAGAGUUAAACUGAAAUUAAUUUUGAAAGAAAACGUUUGCCAACACUUUUAAAAUACAGACCAUCAGAUGUCAGCAAAAUCUGAAAAGAUGGCUGACUGAGAUGUGUAAUGUCCCUUUAUGAGCUCUUUCACUCCCUACAGACACACUGGCAGCAUGACUUCUCACUCUAUUUUCACCACCAUCACAGGCAUGUGGGGCACCAAGCUUGUCUUGUUCAACAAUCCAUGAAUGUGAAUUGUCUAAAAGGAAAAAAAGGCUAUUUUUUGCACAUUAAGUAGACACUGCCACAGAGUGCAUCAAAAUAAAGCUGAAAACUGAAAGUGUGCUGUGCUGUUCAGUAUUGUGAGGAGUGUGAUGAGAGCUGGUGCUGUGCAGGGUUUUGGCUGGAUGUGUCUGGGAGGGUCUGCUAACGUGGGCAUCACUUAACACACAUGUUGCUGUGCUGUUUUUUCUUCCUUCCCCUCCCAAGAAGUUCUCUAGCAUAUGUUGUAUUUUUCUUCACUCACGCUGACAUGCUCUAUCAGAGGCAUCACUGCAACGGCCCAGUAAUCACUUGACGUGUGUGUGUGUACAUGUGAAUGCAUCAAGCAUUGGUGUGACUGUGAGUGUGUGCCUCUUUUGGCAGAGACUGGUGCCAAGCGGUUAUAUUACGGGUCUCUCACGAAGGGAUCACUUGUGCUUUUGUUUGACUUUUCUCUUUUUUUUCCCCCCUCCCUUCUGUUUGAUAAGCACUUUGAACCUUCUCAUGUCUGUCAGAGGAGUGUGUAGCUGUACAUAGCCAUUUCCUGUAACAACAAGUGCUCCUUGUUCAGUCUGAAUAUUUUGUUUUGUUGGAUUUACUUUAAAGAGCAUUACGUUGUUGUAGAAUUAAAGGAAAAAUAAACUAGGUAAACCUA
Messenger RNA from Acanthochromis polyacanthus (spiny chromis), 9274 nucleotides. RefSeq names its product myotubularin related protein 3 (gene mtmr3). The transcript has 21 exons. The record is from RefSeq and is a predicted model, not a curated record. NCBI's taxonomy places the organism in Eukaryota, Metazoa, Chordata, Actinopteri, Pomacentridae. Bases 332 to 4069 code for a protein of 1245 amino acids. Gene Ontology annotation, biological process: regulation of autophagy; dephosphorylation. Gene Ontology annotation, molecular function: phosphatidylinositol-3,5-bisphosphate 3-phosphatase activity; protein phosphatase binding; metal ion binding.